AUCUCUCCCUUUCUCUCUCAAGUCCCUGAAAUGUUCCCCUCCUCCCCCAGCCUCCAGAGUGGGCCCUCCACCUGCUCAGCUAACUGCACCUUACUGUAUGCUAAGUACAGUUCUAGGGCGAAUUCAUUCUAAGUGUAUGAACUCGCUUAAUCAUCACAACUACCUUAGCAGACAAUUACUAGGCCCCUUAUCACGGAUGAGGAACCCGAGACACAGAGCUACCAAAGCUGAGGGGUUCAGUAACUAGCCCAAGAUCACACACGCUGGAGUGGCAGCGCAGGAUGGGAGCCACCCUGCGGGCCCUGGUCUGAACUCCUGCUCCAGCAUCGCACGGGGAUGGAGUGCUCGGCGGCAAAAGACUGAGCUCUCCGACUGCAGCAGCGCAAGCCGGAAGGACCAACUGACCACGUAGGCCAGGCUGUCUUUCUUUCCUUUUAGCACUCAGAAAAGUUGCGAAAGAGGCAUUUCCAGCGCGGGAGUAAGAGCUAUACAGCCAGCACUCAGCAUCCAAGACCUGCACUCUGCCACGCACAGAAGUCACUCUCUGACGCCGCGGCUUCCCUCUACAAGAGCGACUGCUAAAUAACUCUCACCCACCCACCCCUGCCAGGCCCCACCUCGGGAUCGCGCUGCAGCCUCUGCAUCUGGGAGGAAGACACAGCGGUCGGAAGGCGAGCCCCGGCUAGGGCUGGGCCGGGGCCUGCCGCGGCGCCGGGCUUUGCGGCUCCAAACCGCUGGGCCGGGCUCACGAGUCCCCCAGCCCUACCACGCUCCUCCUUUCCUCCUACCCAAAUCCCACCUCGAGUCCCGCGCCCUUAGAGGAAGUCGGUGGCUCUGCCGGAUUGCCAGCCUAGGGAUCGGCCCCUUCUCGCCACCGUGCACCCUACACGGGCUCUUCUGGGCACCGCCGCGUCCUCUCGGUGCGUGCCCUCCUUCUCCUUCCUGUGGCUAACCCCUGGGACCCCUGGGCCACCCGGGUGCUCUCCGUUAUCCUCGCCAGCUUUCAGAAGGCGGUCUGGGCGUGGGGAGGCACGCAGCUGUCCCCGCAGAACCGCACUUGGGCCAGCGAUCCUAUCCCUGCGCUGCCACCGCCGCCUCCAGCGUCUCCCCGGCUGGGCCCCAGCCGAGCCCGCUGCGGCCCACGUGGCUGCGCGGAGCUCCACGGGGCUGGCAGGAAGCCGAAAGCCGAGCCCAGGCGGGGGUAGGGGGCGGGGAGUGCGGAGCCAGGGGGCGGGCUCUGGGCGGGGGAAAGGGAGGGCCGCUUAGAGGAGGUGGUGGCCGGCCCUGGUGCUCCCCGGCUCCGGGCCCCGGCCGGCCGGGGAAGGCGGCCCCUCCCCAGUCGCCCCGCCUCCCGCUCCCGUUACACCCGGGGGAAGGUGUUCCCGAGACCGCUCCCAUUCUCAGCCCGCCUCCCGCUUCCCCGGCUCCACCGGAGCCCACUAUGCCAGACAGUUUCGACACUUUGCAAAGACAAAGAGCCCUAGAUCGGAGGGGGCAGGAAGAGGAGGAAGAAGAAGAGAGAGAGAAGGAAGAGGCGACGUGAGCUGGGAAGGGGGCGAGGGUGGAGAACACUCUCUCUUGAUUCUCUUCCGAGCCCCCUCAUGCCCCAAACCCGGAAACUCCAGCGUGUCUGCAGCCACGUGGACACCAUUUUCAGAGCCCAACUUCUUGAACAGAAAAUGCCAAGGACAGAUAAUGAGUCCCUCCAGGAUCUGAAGUGAGUGAACACUUUGUGGCCAGGACAAUCCUGGAUGUGGACCAGAAAUGGGCAGUCACUUAGCCUGUUGAAAUGAAGCAACUGAGGCUCGGAGAGGUUGAGGAGCUCCGCUGAAGUCCCAUGGCUGAUGACAGCCAGCCCUCGGCCUCACCCUCUGCCUCCGCCGUGUAACUGCUGCAUCUCUGGCCACAGCACAGGGAGGACGAAGCUAUAAUUGAGGCUUAUCUCCCCUUACUCUUAUACCAGCACUCUACCUUCAAGGGCCUCACCCUCAAGGGACCUUGGAUUGUCAGAAAGAUUAAUUACCACUCAACUCUGUUGGAGGGGAAAGGAAAUCUCUGAUUAAAGCUUCGUCAAGGGACAUCGUCAACUCUGGGAGGCUUGCAGGAGAAGUAGGCUACUUUAUUUUCUGGAAAGACAAUUGUAGGCAAGCAGAGCCAACACACCACGAAUGGCCUUUGUGUACCGCAUGGUGAUGUCAGGAACACUGGGGCGGCCGUGCCCCAGCAGGAGUGAGGUCGGCCCCAGCAGCCCCUGAGUGCUCCCUGGGAAUUCCUGCUGUCUCUUCGGAUCAAGCUGCCGUCUCUGGGAUUUUUCCUGUAUUUCCCCUCCGUUAGGAGAGAUUUCCUCCAGCCCGUCACAGGGAGGCUGCCAGAAGGUAGUGAAGAUGAUGACCAUGAGAAGGAGGACCCUCAAAGCACUCAUCUUCCUCUUCCUCUUCAUCUUCCUCACCUCCUUCUUCUUCAACUACUCCCCCACCAUGGUGACCACCACCUGGUUCCCCAAGCAGAUGGUCAUGGAGCUCUCGGAGAGCCUAAAGAAGCUUGUCCAGUACAGACCCUGCCCCUGCGGCCACUGCGUUGGCCAGCGCAAGGUCUCUGCCUGGUUCGAUCAGAGGUUCAACCAGACCGUGCAGCCGCUGCUGACGGCGCGGAACGCCCUCCUGGAGGAGGAAACCUACAGAUGGUGGCUGAAGCUCCAGCGUGAGAAGAAGCCCAGUAACUUGAACGAUACCAUCAAGGAGCUGUUCAGAGUCGUGCCCGGGCACGUGGACCCCAUGCUGAAGAAGAGGUCUGUGAGCUGCCGGCGCUGUGCUGUCGUGGGCAACUCAGGCAACCUGAGGGAGUCCUCAUACGGGCCAGAGAUCGACAGUCACGACUUUGUGCUCAGGAUGAACAAGGCACCCACAGCAGGGUUUGAGACUGAUGUCGGGAGCAAGACCACCCACCACCUGGUGUACCCCGAGAGCUUCCGGGAGCUGGGAGAGAACGUCAGCAUGGUCCUGGUCCCUUUCAAGACUAUGGACCUGGAAUGGGUGGUGAGCGCCACCACCACGGGCACCAUCUCCCACACCUACGUCCCUGUCCCCACGAAGAUCAAGGUGAAACAGGAUAAGAUCCUGAUCUACCACCCGGCCUUCAUCAAGUACGUCUUCGACAACUGGCUGCAGGGCCAUGGGCGCUACCCAUCCACCGGCAUCCUCUCGGUCAUCUUCUCCCUGCACGUCUGUGACGAGGUAGACUUGUAUGGCUUUGGAGCAGACAGCAAAGGAAACUGGCACCACUACUGGGAAAACAACCCAUCAGCCGGGGCUUUUCGCAAGACAGGGGUGCACGACGCAGACUUUGAGUCCAACGUGACGGCCACCUUGGCAUCCAUCAACAAAAUCCGGAUCUUCAAGGGUAGAUGACGCUGUGAAGGGUUUAGGAUGGACGCGCCAUCACGCCUCUGGGUUUGCAGCCCCAGCAUCUUGCCAGAGCUGUGCUGUCUAGAGGCUUCGCGGGCCAGCCUCAGGGGUGUCCCCAGGUCACCCUUGCAGCCUCCUGCACCCCAGCCUUUGGCAACUUCCACUCACCAAGGUCACUGAACUCUGCUGAGCCUGUGGAACAAGUCUCAGAACCUGUUUCGUGUGGGGAGAGCUUCAUCCCACUGCUGUCCUAAAGCUGGGGAAACUCUGGGAAAGCUUCAGUCUCCAAACACUAAAAUCAUUUUGGCUUCUGGGACAGGAUCAGGAGUCAAAGCUGAAGACGCUCCCAUAUUCUAAUAGACAGGAGCCUUUCCCAGGGAAGAUGGAGAGACAUGCUGCCUCCAGGGGCCCAGCGCUGACUGUCAGGCUCUGAUUCUCGGCUGGGAUGUUUCUGAGUGACAGUUACCUCCAGGACAUAGCCACGUGGGGCUACCCAGGUGCUGGGGGCACAAUGCUGCCCUUCUUUGCACGAAGCCUGGCCUCUCACUUGGUGAUCGCCCUUUGUUCCCAAAGUUCAGUUGUGACUUCCCACCCCAGAUCUUCACAGAAGCUUGGCAGUGUGCUUCUCCUGAGAUGCCUCUUCCCAAGUGGAUGUUCCCCUGAGCAGUCAGUCUCUGUGGUUAUAAUCACAGCUGAUCGCAGCUCUGCCCACUCCCCUGGGCCUCGGUGUUUGGGGAAGAAAUGCAUGCAUUGGCUCAAAGGAGGCAAAAGCCCCUCUGGGGAAAGAGGGUCCCCUCCGAUAGCACACCCCUGCCCCAGAGCUGGGUACAUCUUCUCGGGUUUCCUGAGCCUGCACCUAAUCUGGAAUAAAGCUCGGAUGACACUCAAAGCCACCCAGGGGCACAUCAGCUGGGAACGUACGCUCUUACUUUCUCAGACUGUUGGAUUUGGUGUCUGUAACCCCCAGCACCUCGCAGGGGGCUUCCAAUAGCAUUUGCCCCAGGGGCCUGACCUCUGGGCCAUGUCCCUGCCAGCCACCUCUGGGAUGUCCUGGGGCUCUGGGUGGGGGGCAUCCAAGGCGUGGUGACUGCACUUACCUCAUCUUUUCUUCAGCCUCCCUGAUUAUUUAUUGAUUUUCUUUUCUUUUUAAUUCAGCUGACAUUGUGUGCAUUCUGGCUUGGUUGCUGGUCCUGGUGUUUGGAUUAAGCCUGCUAUUGCCUGACCCAGCAGCAGGGAAGAGCGGCUUAAAGAGAGACUUGUAGGAAUUCUCAGAUUUGAGGGCUUGGGGCUGGCAGUUGGGCGAACCCUGCCAUGUCAGUCCUUGGUGGUUUGUGCAGUGCCUGCCCCACCCUACCAUUCCAGCCAGACCUUGCUUCCCAUGUAGAGUUGGAGUCAUUCUGAGGCUGGCAGUGUCCAGAACUCAUUGAAACCCCCCAUUGUGGCCAGGUGUGGGGUGGGUCAGGCAGACGAGGAAAGUGAUGCUUCAUCAGGAAAACCACUUUUUCUGUUGAAAACAUUUGUUAAAAGGCCACUAUUGUUUGGAGAGGUGCGACCGCUUAGGAUGCAGUCUCAGAAGUCAUGGGAUCAAUUCCCCCCACCCUAGGGCUCAGAACCCCCCUCUGCAGCCUGGGUAGCAGGAAUUAUGAGGGCUUAGGGACCUCAUUCAGAGGUCAGAGAUGGCUUCAGGCCAUUCACGAGAGUCCCCAGAAAUUGUAGGCCAAGUUUUUCCCCCUGAAUUCUGUGCAUAUGAGCACUUGUUUGGGGAAAGAUUCCAUGGCGUUUGUUACAGUCUCACAUAUUCCAAAUUCACAAAGUGUUAAACAAACAAACAAACCUGUUUCAGCUUUAAAAUUCUCCAAAACCGAAGACUUUCUUGAUCAGUGCAGGCUGUUGUGUUGCUGUGAGUCACUCUGAAGGCUCCCACCCCUGCACGGCGCCCAGCCCUGCGUGGCAUGAAGAACUCAGCAAACGUUUGUGAGUUGGCCCAUCAGUCCCCAGGACCAAGUUGAAUGAAAUGAACGCUGAUAGAGAGGGCCGUAUGGACUAUGGGCCUCUUCUCCUUUUCCUAAAAGUGGGUCUGUUUGGGGAUGGUAAGCUCAGGAGAGCAAUCUGUGUUUUGGGAUUUUGCUGAUCAAGAGCAGGUCCCUAGGGUGAAGUGGUGUCCAUUUCUGAGCUGGGCACUGCCUGGUGGUGGUUCUUGGUCUGGACUUCGAACUGUGAGACACUUCCAGCCUCCCACAUCUGGCUCUCUCACUUUAUAAUGAGAACAGCAUGGCCCAGAGUAGGGAAGUGGUGUGUAGCAGUGACUGGAUUACAACAGCACAAGUCAGAAUCUGGGCAAAAAUAGGGUGUAAUUGACUCUAUGUUGAAAUUGUCCAAAGGUGGGCUGUGUCCUGGUAACUCCCUAUCCAGCAUCUUGAAAAGUGUGACCACAAUGCCGGUGACUCUGCCCUGCUUUCAGCCCUCAGCGCCCUGCGUAGGCGGGCAGGUGGGCCGGCUCUUCUACCCCCUAGUGAAGGAGGCAGCGUUUCUGUUUUGCAGGACACUCUUCUCAAGGCUCACUGGCUUAGCAGUAGAUACUUCCCCAAAUUAAUGCCAGUUGUUGUGGCCAGAACUAAAUGCACCAAUUGGCUCAAGCCAACAGGAGCCUAUCCCUGGGGUGAAGGUGUCUGAGAAUCAGACAAGAGUGUUGCCCAAAGGGCACUGGGUGUGCCGUCAGCAGGAGAACGAGACGUGCCCAUGCUGGGCAGGCAAGGGCAGGAUGCUCCUCAGCCCCUGAAUCCCAGCUGAGGGCUCUGCAGACAUAAAGCUCCUUGGAGACCAGCACUGGGCUCUAGGCGGGGAGCAGACAGCACUGAGCCUAAAGCCACGAAGUCCAGGGCUGUGAGGUCUCAGCAACACCCAGCCUGUGCAGUUCCCCCGCACUCCAGGAGGUGGAUCCUCUAGAGCUGCAGCCCCACGCCCCUCUCCUGGCCUGGCAGAGGUUUGUAACCUGUGUGCUUCCAGAAGGAAUGGGGGCAGAGGACUAGGUUCAUGCAUGGGUGGAUGCCUUUUGAAACUCUUUGUCAACACCAUGCAGCAAACUAUAUGGGCAUGGAUUAGUGAGAAAAUCCAGGUACAAGAAAAUAAAACAAAAACAACAGUAUAACCAGAGGAAGUGAAGAGGGCAGUUAAAAUCUGGGUGAUUCUUCUUUUUUAUUCCUCUCUUAAGCCUAGACUUGCCCAACUAUAUUUUUUAUUUUUCUUUUUUCCAGAUUUCUUUUUAUUAAAUCCUAACUCUGUAUGUUAAUGCAUUUAUGGAGUACAAUGUGUAUACCAUGGAAUACUAUGCAGCCGUAAAAAGCUGGGUGAUUCUUCUAUGGAGAGGGUCCAUUGAGAGGCCUUAUGAGUGCUAACUCUGCUGUGGCCAGCAGGGGGUGCCAGAGGCCCAUCCUACCUCAAUGUGGGUCGGGCCUCCUGGUCAAAGGGGGCCUAGAACCCCAAAGAGCUCGGGGUUUACUUUAGCUCUUCUCUUCAAGCUAGUCUAAAAACAGGUAAUGUGGAAACCAAAAGUACUCUCUCUCCCUCACCUCGUUAUGAUCAAAAAUACUUUCUGCAGGAAAGCCCAAGCCCUGAGAGGCCAGUGGCCAGCUUGUCAGUACAUUAGGAACUCCUUUUGUCCCAAAAGAGCACUGAGUUUCCUGCAGGCAGCCAACCUGCUUCACGCCCUGUUCUCUCUGCAAGAGCCCAUAUGGUCAUCCGUACCGGGGAGAGACAGACACCUGUGUUAUGGCUACAGUUUUUCAAGAUGCUGGAUGAAGCCUUGCUGGGAGAUCUCACCUCCAAACAAUAUAAACAUGGUGCCAGUUACACCUGAGUUUUGCUCAGACUGCCAUCAGUUGCCAGUCUGAGCUGGGACAUCAGCUUUAACCCUAGCCUGCGUCAGGGACCCCUCUCCGCCGGGGUGGGGCAGGUUCAGGCCCUUCCUCCUGCACAAUCACUUUAGCUCUCACCGAUUCCCAUCAAAGCCAAAGUUCCUCGAGCACUUUUUCUUCUUUGCAGUCCUGUGUGUGUGGUUGCCGGUGGUUUAUAAUUUGCUUUCUGUUCCCACUCAUCUCUCUGUUCUUCAGCUGAGCACUGAUCUGAGUGCAUUUGGAUGAUGUUAGUAAGAGUCCACUGUCCUCAGCCCCUGCUCUAUUUUAUUUAUUGUUGAAUAUUUCCAAUGACCAAUCAAAGUGAAUUAAACGAGCUAUUUUAUCGUU
This is a messenger RNA of Otolemur garnettii (small-eared galago), 7645 nucleotides long. It is a transcript of the gene ST3GAL1, whose product is annotated as ST3 beta-galactoside alpha-2,3-sialyltransferase 1. The record is from RefSeq and is a predicted model, not a curated record. NCBI's taxonomy places the organism in Eukaryota, Metazoa, Chordata, Mammalia, Primates, Galagidae. Gene Ontology annotation, molecular function: beta-galactoside (CMP) alpha-2,3-sialyltransferase activity. The coding region runs from base 2385 to 3407 and encodes 340 amino acids. The transcript is spliced from 9 exons.